Messenger RNA from Adineta ricciae, 477 nucleotides. Lineage: Eukaryota; Metazoa; Rotifera; Eurotatoria; Adinetida; Adinetidae. The record is from the annotation of a GenBank genome assembly.
AUGAAAUAUAAACUUUGUGGUCGACAUAUUUCAGUGAAUGGACCACGAGGUUCAGUGACUGUCCGAGUUGUUGAUCGUUGUCCAGUAUGCAAACCUGGCGAUUUGGACUUGAGUCCAGCUGCUUUUGAUCGAAUCGCCGAUCGAAAUCAAGGACGAUGUCAAUUGAAAGGGGAACAGCAAGCUCAACAAAAAUACAACGAUGCACUUGGAGUUCAGCAUGAAGAGUCUCAAGACAGUUUUGUUAUUGAUGAUGGUGCUCUGCCACCAGAUAAACCAUGUGCUAUAACAAUUUCAUACGUCACUGAACUGGAACUCGUUAAAAAUAGAACUAAAAUUCGCAUUGUUGUUCCAACAACUCUUGCAUCACGUUACAAUACAAACAAAGAAGGUAUCAGUUCGUUAGCAGGUAUAAUGCAACGAACACGUUCAAUCAGCUCCAUAUACAAUUGGACUUCAUUGUCGCGUGGAAAACAUUGA